AUGGGCUCGCCUCUGUCUGGACUAAUUGCCGAAGCAGUUUCGCAGAGACUCGAGCAGCAGGUCUGCAGCUCGUACCCCCAGAAGUUCUGGGCCAGAUACGUCGACGACACGUUCGUUGUAAUCAAAAGGAGAGAGGUGAAGGCUUUCAAGGCAUUGUUGAACUCCAUCUUUCCCGAUAUUCAGUUUACUAUGGAAGAGGAAGUCAACAAUCAGUUGCCCUUCCUGGACGUACAAGUCACGAGAUUGACAGACGGGAAGAUAAGGACAACGGUUUACCGUAAAGCAACAAACACCAGGCGCAUCCUCCACUUCCGAAGCAACCACCCUGUUGGUCAUAAACGCAGUUGUGUCAGAACCCUCUUUCAACGCGUUCAAACACACUGUAGCGACGACAGUGGGAGGAAGGAGGAGAUGACUUACUUGCAGGCCCUUUUUAAAGCCAACGGCUACCCGAAGUCCUUCAUAUGCAAUUGCCUCAAAAAGCCUCAUUUUGAGCGGUCGAGUGGAGAAAAGCCCAAGUUCUGGCUCUCAAUACCCUAUGUGAAAAACGUAUCAGAGGCAGCGGCAAGAAUUCUGAAACCUUUUGGCAUUGGCGUGGCUCAUAAACCAGAAUGUUCCAUCAGAGAGCAAAUCAUGAAGCCCAAGGACCCGCUACCAACAACAGAACAGUUGGCGGUGGUCUACAGCAUACCAUGCCUAAAUUGCAAUGCGAGGUAUGUUGGUGAAACGGGCAAACGCCUCGGUACAAGAUUGCACGAACGCCAACUUGCAAUCAACCGCAAGGACAAGCUGUCUUUGGUCUAUGGCCACAUAAGAGAACUGAACCACGAUUUUGCCUUUGAGAAAGCGAGGGUAAUUGGCAGAGCCAAUGAGAAGAUGGCCAGGCUGGUGCUCGAAAGAUGGUCCUCGGCUGGUACACUCAACCGAGCUAUAGACCUACAUCCCGCCAAUCAGGCGCUGCGUACAAGGCUUGGAUCAGUCCGGACAGGACCAGUAAGGCAAGCGAGCACGCGGGACCGAGAGUCAACGCCCACGGAAAAGAGCGGAAUUGAGGGCCAGAGGUCAUGUGACCAAAGCCGAACACUCCCUCACCGACGCGCCCGCGAAGCUGAAUGCUGCUCAACUGAACAGCAACGACCGAUCAGUCCACCGGCUGAUGUUGGAGAGGCCAAGCGGCACGUUGAUAUGACCACAAUUGCGCGGACCCCAAAGGGAACAAAGGUCACGCAGGCCUGUCAGCGGUCAGCCCCGGGGAGGUCUAAGCCAGUCAGCGGCAAACAGGCAGGCCAAAGUUCGUGCGUCCAGCACGGCUAUAAUACGAGGCAAGCGGCAAGACUGAACAACUCAAGAUCGUCAAGUGCAACAACUACGCUACUCUGA
Messenger RNA from Spirometra erinaceieuropaei, 1380 nucleotides. NCBI's taxonomy places the organism in Eukaryota, Metazoa, Platyhelminthes, Cestoda, Diphyllobothriidea, Diphyllobothriidae. The record is from the annotation of a GenBank genome assembly.